Dibothriocephalus latus is the source of this 957-nucleotide messenger RNA. The record is from the annotation of a GenBank genome assembly. NCBI's taxonomy places the organism in Eukaryota, Metazoa, Platyhelminthes, Cestoda, Diphyllobothriidea, Diphyllobothriidae.
GAGUACGAGGACCGAGAACUGCGGAUAGCACGAGAAAGAGACCGCAAGCGUUUGGAGUUCAACAACCAACUCCAGCGAAUUAACAAUCAACUGGAAUACGAGAAGUCGCGUGACACUCAGGCCAAUGUUCACCGGUGGGAAGAGACAGUUACCGGCGAGCGCUCCGAGAUGGAGCGUUGCAAGAAGCAGGAGAAGCGAUUGAAGGAGGAGAUGGAAGUGGAGGAAGCCCGCAAGACUGAUAUGGAGGGAAAACUCACUGAAUUUCAGCAGAAGAACGAACAACUGGAGGGUGAGCUGGGUGAACUUCGUCGGCGCCUGGUCUCUCGUCAACGUGAGGUUCAGAAACAACAGAAGGAGCUCAACCAGAUUGAAAACCGGCUAGAAAAUAAACGCUCAGAGCGUCACUCUUUGCUGCAGUCAGCUAAGAUGGACGAUCUUCAGCUGCCGCUUAAGGCCGGAGCCAGUGCGAUGCCGGAGUUGGAAAGUCAGCUGGUUGCUGAAAGUGAGGGUGCCGACCUCAACUCAGAGGAGAUGAUGCGUCUGUAUGAGAUGGAGGCUAAACUGCCACUCGACUAUAAACAACUCGAGAAACCCCUCCGCAUGAUUGCUGAUGAAAAGGAGGUCAGCCGAAAAAUUGACGAGAUGCAGAAUGACAUUGACCGGAUGGCAAACAACCUGGCCAGAAUUCAGGCGCCUAAUCUGCGGGCCAGUGCCAAGCUGGGAAACGUUGAGCAGCGCCUACGUUCAACUGAAGCCGAAUUCGAGGAGACUCGACGAAAGGCCAAACGCGCAAGGGCCCAGUUUGAGCGCAUUCGCCGACUGCGCUACAAUGCCUUCAUGAAUUGUUUCAACUCCAUCGCAGACAACAUUGACCCCCUCUAUAAGAGUCUCUCGCGUAACCCGGGUGCACAGGUUAGUUUCUAUGUUUCUGGAUUGUGCUUGAGACACCAGCAGUAA